GCCGCAGUGCUCCCCCACAUCACAACGAAACCCGUUGAAAACGCUCCAAAACCACCAGAAAAUUCUCCAAAUUCGUAGCCAAGAGAAGCGCAAAUGGAGCAGUCUGGCGCCAAGAAGUCGAACAAGAUCACCGAGAUCGUGCGGAUGCAGCAGAUGCUCAAGAAGUGGCGCAAGCUCUCGGUCGCUCCCAAGGACCCCAACUCGGCUACCGCCGGCGGCAAUGGCAAUGCCACCGGCGCCGGCAACAGCAGCGGCGAGAGCAAGGCCAAGAAGUUCCUGAAGCGGACGCUGUCCUUUACGGACAGCGCCCCCUCCGGCUCUCCGCCGCCGCCGCCGAAGGGUCACCUGGCGGUGUGCGUGGGCCCGGCGAUGCAGAGGUUCGUGAUCCCGAUGGAGUACCUGAAACACAGCGCGUUCGCGGCGCUGCUGCGGGAGGCGGAGGAGGAGUUCGGGUUCCAGCAGGAGGGCGUGCUCCGCAUCCCCUGCGAGGUGCCCGUCUUCGUGGCCAUCCUCAAGGUCGUCGAGAAGAACAAGAAGGACGCCGCAUUCUGCUACUGCAGCGUCGAGUACGCCGCCGACGAGGUCGGACGCGGCACGCCCAACAACCCGCUCUGCAGAUAGGUGGAACUCAGAACACUGCCGGGCUCUCGGCUCGCCUGUGCCAACACAGAAAAAAAAAUGUUCUUUUUUUUCGUUUACAUUAAUUUUUCUUGUGUUUUAUAAGCCUUGUGUGGUGAGGGAUGAAUCGAUGGUAUCUCCCCCCACGGUUUAGAACUACUGCCUAAUUUUCUCUGUA
Molecule: messenger RNA, 796 nt
Organism: Phragmites australis (common reed)
Lineage: Eukaryota; Viridiplantae; Streptophyta; Magnoliopsida; Poales; Poaceae
Product: protein SMALL AUXIN UP-REGULATED RNA 51-like
Exons: 1
Coding region: 94-621 (175 amino acids)
Biological process (GO): response to auxin
Source: RefSeq, a predicted model, not a curated record